AUGAUCCAACCCGGAAAUUUUACCUUAGGCAUUGAUCCUAAAGUGCCUGGCCAGACUUUUUUCUGGAAGGAAAAUGCUCCAUAUUGGAGAAGUGAUCUGUACAUUGGCAAACAGACAAACACAGCCUUUGAUGUUGAUGGUGAAAAUGCUCCAUCUUCAAAUGGAACCACUUAUUUCCUUCCUUACAACUUUGAGGCUGAUGGGGUUUAUCUAACUUAUGGUGUCUCAGAUAGUUCAACCAAACUGAGGGUCAUAUUGAAUCCAACUGGGCAGAUUAAGCUGCUUCUGUGGCUGGAACACAGUGAAACAUGGUUUGUAUGGUGGAGGAAGCCUUUUGAUCAAUGUGAUUUUUAUGCUCAUUGCGGUCCAUAUGGUGCCUGCAGUGGUAAAAAUGAAACCCUCUCAUCACCAUGCAAGUGUUUGACAGCUUAUGCUUAUGCAAAUGUGUCACAAGGAAACAAUAUAAGAUGUCUGACAUGGUUUGGUGACUUGACGGAUCUUGUAGAGAAUCAAACUUUUGGGCAAGAUGUUUGUAUUCAUGUUCAUGGCUCCCAACUAGCCUCAGCAACAGCGGGAUUGAUUACAAUUGUUUUUGGCUAUUUCUUGUGGAAGAAGUACUUGGGAAUGAAAGAGAGCGCGGAAGGCAGUCUGAGUGCUGAAGCUGCAAAGAAUGAUACAGAGCUACCACUCUUCACUUUAAGGAGAAUUUUAGCUGUAACAAACAACUUCACUGAAGCUAAUAAACUGGGAGAGGGAGGAUUUGGCCCUGUUUAUAAAGGGAUUUUUUCAGAAAAUCAAGAAGUAGCCAUAAAAAGGCUGUCCAAGAAGUGAGGACAAGGACAUGAAGAGUUCAUGAAUGAGUUGAAGCUUAUAGCCAAGCUCCAACACACCAAUCUUGUUAGGCUCCUAGGUUGCUGCGUUGAAGAGAAGGAAAUGAUAUUGAUCUAUGGGUACAUACCCAAUCGAAGUUUGGACAAACUUUUGGUUGAUGCAUCUGCUAAGGCAAAACUAGAUUGGGGUAAACGCUUUCAAAUUAUAGAAGGUACUGCUCAAGGAGUACUUUAUAUCCACAAAUUUUAUGGACUCAAAAUCAUUCACAGGGACCUAAAAGCAAGUAAUAUACUGUUGGAUGGAGCAAUGAAGCCCAAAAUUUCAUACUUCGGAAUGGCAAGGAUUUUUGGGAUGAAUCAAACUGAAGCACAUACCAAGAGGGUUGCUGGGACAUACCGCUACAUGUCACCUGAAUAUGCACUCUAUGGCCAUUUUUAUGAGAAAUUGGAUACAUUUAGCUUUGGUGUGUUGUUGUUGGAGAUUGCAUGGGAACUAUGGAAAGAAGGUAGAGGGAUGGAGGUGCUUGAUGCAUCAGUGAGGGAAACAUGCUGCCCUCAUGAAGCUUUGAGGUGUAUCCAUGUGGGGCUUUUGUGUGCACAAGAAGAUCCAGAUGAUCGACCAGCAAUGCCUUCAGUCAUUCUAAUGCUGCAGGGCAUUGAAGCCACCCAAAUGGAUACCAAAACCAAGCCAAGGCUGGUGCUUUCAGUUGUUUUGUCAUGCCUGUAUCUCAAAGUCCAUAUUUCCCUUGCAGCUUACACCAUCAGCGGAAACCAAUCUCUCUCUGGUGAUCAAACCAUUGUCUCUGCAGGUGGGGUUUUUGAGCUGGGUUUUUUCAAACCAGGUAAGUUUUCAAACUACUACAUAGGCAUGUGGUACUCCAAACAAGUAGUAUCUGAUGAGCAGACCAUAGUGUGGGUAGCAAAUAGGGAACAACCAGUCUCUGAUAGUUUUUCUUCGGUCUUGAGAAUCUCAGAUGGUAAUUUGGUUCUCUUCAACGAGUCGAAAAGUCCAGUUUGGUCAACAAAUUUGACCACCACCACCACCACAGGUUGUAUAGAAGCAGUUCUUUUGGAUACUGGAAACCUUGUCUUAUUAAGAGCUGGUGGUGGGUGUAGUACUAGUACUACAUCAGAGCCUUUAUGGCAAAGCCUUGAUCAUCCAACCCAUACAUGGCUACCAGGAGGUAGAAUUGGGUUCAACAAAAUUACCAAACAAAGCCAAAUUCUCACUUCAUGGAAGAAUUCAGAGGAUCCCGCACCAGGUCUUUUCUCUCUUGAGCUAGACCCAAAUGGAAGCAACUCAUAUAUCAUACUGUGGAAUAGUUCUAGACGGUAUUGGACCAGCGGAUCAUGGAAUGAAAGUUCACAUAUGUUCAGCUUGGUUCCUGAGAUGAGGGUUAAUUACACCUACAAUUACAGCUAUAUUACAAACGAAAACGAGAGUUAUUUCACCUACUCUCUUUAUGAUCCUAAGAGAAUGUCUAGAUUCGUGAUGCAUACCUCGGGGAAGAUUCAGAAACUAACAUGGUUGGAGACUUCCAGGCAAUGGAAUUUGUUUUGGUCUCAACCAAGAAAACAAUGUGCAGUUCAUGCAUUUUGCGGGGCAUUUGGGAGUUGCAAUGAUAAAUCCGGGCUCUUCUGUAAUUGUUUGAUGGGUUUUGAGCCAACUUCGCCGACGGAUUGGGUUUUGCAGGAUUACUCUGAUGGGUGUUCAAGAAAAACCAGUUUGCAGUGUGGGAAUUCUAUGAGUGUUAAUGGAACUGAAGACUGGUUUCUAGGAGUGCAAACCAUGUCAAUGCCUGAAAAUAACCAGUCUGUGGAGGUUGGGAGUAUUGAGAAAUGUGGAUCAAUCUGCUUAAGUAACUGCUCUUGCACUGCUUAUGCUUAUGACAGCAAUACCGGAUGUUCAAUUUGGACUGGAGAUCUCUUGGGUGUGCAAGAACAUGCAGCAGAUGGUGGUGAUGGAAGAACUUUAUACAUUAGACUUGCAGCUUCUGAGUUUAUGUAUCUUAAAAGUGUUAAUGGUCAUACCGAUAAACGCUCCCUUAUAAUUGCAAUUGUCUCAGCAACGGCAGGAUUGCUUAUAAUGAAUUUUGGCAAUUUCGUAUGGAAGAAAACAUUGGGAAAGGGAAGGGAGCAUUGGUGGAAGAAUGGUGAUACUAAAGUAAAUUAUGGUGCUGGAGGUGGAAAGGAUGAUACAGAAGUACCACUAUUCAGUUUAAGGAGUAUAUUAGCUGCAACAAACAACUUCUCCGAAGCUAAUAAACUGGGAGAGGGAGGAUUUGGCCCUGUUUAUAAGGGCAUUUUACCUGAGAAUCAAGAAGUAGCCAUAAAAAGGCUGUCAAAGAAGUCAGGGCAAGGACAUCAGGAGUUCAUGAAUGAGUUAAAGCUUAUAGCCAAGCUCCAACAUACCAAUCUGGUUAGACUCUUGGGUUGCUGUAUUGAAGAAGAGGAAAUGAUAUUGAUCUAUGAGUUCAUGCCCAAUCGAAGUUUAGACAAGUUUUUGUUUGAUCCAUCUGAAAAGAAAAAAUUGGAUUGGGGUAGACGCUUUAAAAUUAUAGAAGGUAUUGCUCAAGGAGUACUUUAUAUCCACAAGUACUCUAGAUUGAAAAUCAUUCACAGGGACCUAAAAGCAAGUAAUGUUCUGUUGGAUGGAUCAAUGAGCCCAAAAAUUGCAGACUUUGGAAUGGCAAGGAUUUUCGGGACAAAUCAAACUGAAGCAGAUACUAAGAGGGUUGUUGGGACAUACGGCUACAUGUCACCGGAGUAUGCACUCUAUGGCCAUUUCUCAGAGAAAUUGGAUGUAUUCAGCUUUGGAGUGUUGUUGUUGGAGAUUGUAAGUGGAAAGAAGAAUGCUUCUUUUCGUCAUUUUGAACACUCAGUAACAAUUUCUGGUUGGGCAUGGGAAUUGUGGAAAGACAGUAGAGGAAUGGAGGUGAUUGAUGAAGCGGUAAGGGAAACAUGUCCUCCCCAUGAAGCUUUAAGGUGUAUCCAUGUAGGUCUUUUGUGUGUACAAGAAGCUCCGGCUGAUCGACCAACAAUGUCUUCAGUAAUUCUUAUGCUGGCGAGUGAAGCUACAUCUCUUCCACCCACCAAAGAACCUGCUUUUUCAACACAUAGGAACUCCAGUGCUGCUGGUUCUUCUUCUCAAACAUCUAAUUACUCCAACAAUUCUGUGACCAUUACUAUUCCAGAAGCACGAUAGAGGUUAUUAAAAACAAAAAAAAUUGGCAAGUCCAAAUUAAAAAAGAAAAGAAUAACAAUGUAACAGUACUGUAACAAGUACUGACAAUCAGCAGUGCAAGAAUUUAACAAUGUCUAGAAGUCCCAAUACCGCAUGUUUGAUGCCUUUUCUUUUGGGCCAUAAGAGACAUCAGUAGGUAUAGAUGUUAAUACCAGAAGGUCGAUAGCGGCUCAAUAUUGGGAGAGGUCCAAGUUCGAAUCUCCCUUUCCGUUGCUAAUACAAACAAUUCUGCUGUUAUAAAUUUUUGAGAAAGUCACACGUGAUUUAGUUUAUUUACUCUAGCAACAUUAUCUAGAGCCCCAUUUU
Prunus mume (Japanese apricot) is the source of this 4380-nucleotide messenger RNA. The record is from RefSeq and is a predicted model, not a curated record. NCBI's taxonomy places the organism in Eukaryota, Viridiplantae, Streptophyta, Magnoliopsida, Rosales, Rosaceae.